AUGAGUAUAGGGUUCGACUACGCCCAUACUAAUCUUGCUCGUUAUCUGUUCCAACGUAUCUACAACCGCGAGAUUGGCACCUACAUUUCCGCUGGACACAUGCGAUUGCUGCAUCGGAUAUUGUCGGACACUGGCUUCGACAAGGGAAUUGUUCACUUGAAUAUGCGCAACCUCACCGGGACUGAACGAUUGUCUCUACCUGGAGUGUGGCCAUACCUAGAUCACACAAGUUUUCAGAAACUCAACUUCGUAGAUGUGGACCACGCGCAUCUGGUGGAUAACAUCAGGGCGCCUUCGACAAUGAGACUCGAUCCGAAGUAUGAGCGUCUCAACUCACGCCCAAUAUGUUGGAACAUCACCGAACUCCGGCUCGUCGGCUGCAAGACAGAUUCCAGCUGCGCAGCUGAUUACCAGACCUUCUGUCUCCUCGCCAAGUCUCGCUUUCCUCACCUGACCCGGCUCGACCUCAUCGGAUACGCCGUCACCAGCGAACAGCUCAUACCCUUCCUCCGCAGAGUUAAUUCUACAACGCGGGAAGUGUUCUUGGCUAGCAUCCAUCUCACUUCUGGUAGUUGGAAGACGGUUCUUCGAGAAAUUCGCGCUUUCAAGCGACUGCGUGAGACCAAAUUCAAGACUCUAUCGGAGAUGAAACAACAGUAUUGGAAUGGACGCUUUGCGAAACUUGUAGUGAUCGCAUGA
Alternaria novae-zelandiae is the source of this 699-nucleotide messenger RNA. RefSeq lists its product as uncharacterized. The record is from RefSeq and is a predicted model, not a curated record. Lineage: Eukaryota; Fungi; Ascomycota; Dothideomycetes; Pleosporales; Pleosporaceae. The transcript has a single exon. The coding region runs from base 1 to 699 and encodes 232 amino acids.